AUGCCAAGCUCAUGGCUUUUUUUAUUUUGUCUCACCGUCAUCCUCUCUUCCUCUCUUUUGCUUGUUUGCUUUGAUACAUUUUGCUAUCAUUUUUCUGCCAGAAUCUAUAAAUACCAGGCCCAUGGCUAUGCCUUCAGCUCAGUAGAAGAGCUGCUGCACUCUCUCGGGGGUUCAGGAUUUAUCAACAUGACCCGCCGCUCGCUUUCCGAGUCUCUGUUAGAGCUGGGCGUCUCCCAGCGCUUCAUUGAUGAAGUCAUAGCCCCGAUCAUGAGGGUCAACUACGGCCAGAACAUCAGCAUCCCUGCAUUUGUUGGUGCUGUGUCUCUAGCUGGUGCACAGGCCAAUCUGUGGGCUGUGGAGGGAGGAAACAAGCUGGUUUGCUCGGGACUGCUUAAACUAGCAAAAGCUAAUCUCAUCCAAAGUCCAGUUACAACCAUUACCCUCCGAUCAACAGGAGAUUACCACCAGUAUGAACUCACCUACGACUCUCAAAAUGAAAAGUCAUCAGAGCUCUAUGACAUUGUAGUAGUAGCGACGCCUCUCCAACAAAACAUCAACUCGGGCAUCUCAUUCCAGGGCUUUGAGCCACAACUUCCAGAAAUAGCGGGCUCCUACCACCAAACUGUGGCCUCCAUCAUCCACGGCUACCUAAAUUGCACUUACUUCGGCUUCCCCGACCCAAAGCUUUUCCCAUUUUCCAGCAUCCUGACCACAGACACUCCCGGACUUUUCUUCAACAGCGCCGCCAGUGUCUGUCCAGUCAACAUAACCUCCGGCUUCCGCCGAAAGCAGCCUCAAGAGGCCGGAGUCUACAAGGUCUUUUCCCCAAAACCUCUGGAGAGGAGUGAGCUGAAGACACUUUUUAAGUCCUACUACUCAGUGCAGGUCACAGAUUGGUUGGCGUAUCCUCACUACGGAAGCACCCAGGGGUUGCCACCGGUAGUGCUGCACGAAAACUUGUACUUCCUGAAUGGAAUCGAAUGGGCUGGGAGUGCGAUGGAGAUGAGCUCAGUGGCAGCUAAGAAUAUAGCACUGUUGGCCUACCACCGCUGGAAUAGACAAUUGGAAAUGAUUGACCAGAAAGACCUCAUGCACAAAGUGAAGACAGAAUUGUGACGCACCCCGUAUGUCAUUAUAAAGACACUGUGAAGUAUGAUAAGAGGGAUUAUACUUGUCAAACCUGUUAGAGACAAAGUAAGCAAACAGCAUGUUUUCGAAUUCCACACAACAUGACUUAUGUUUUAGUUUUCCGUUUUUGAUGCAAGAUGCAAAAAGGUUGCAUGUCUGCUUGUCUGUCAGAUGUUUGGUGAAAGUGAACAGCAGUGUGGUCGCAGGCUAAACGCUCGAUCUUUAUCAGACGGCGGUAAUGCAUGGGAAGUGUUCUCCAUUACUUACCAACUUGAUGCUUCUGUAAGCUCACUUAUCAUGAGCUAAUAAUGUGAUAAAGUGAAAAAUUGUGUGAAGAGAUGUGAAAGUAAUU
Molecule: messenger RNA, 1480 nt
Organism: Sinocyclocheilus rhinocerous
Lineage: Eukaryota; Metazoa; Chordata; Actinopteri; Cypriniformes; Cyprinidae
Product: prenylcysteine oxidase-like
Exons: 4
Coding region: 1-1116 (371 amino acids)
Biological process (GO): prenylcysteine catabolic process; prenylated protein catabolic process
Molecular function (GO): prenylcysteine oxidase activity
Source: RefSeq, a predicted model, not a curated record